Molecule: messenger RNA, 351 nt
Organism: Paramecium sonneborni
Lineage: Eukaryota; Ciliophora; Oligohymenophorea; Peniculida; Parameciidae
Source: the annotation of a GenBank genome assembly
AUGAAUUAAUUUAACUAACUGAAAUUUAAAAUGAAAAAGUGUCUGCAAUUUCAAUGUAAAAUUUGGUUUGAUUUUAUUAUAAAAUGGCCAUAAUAAUAAAAUAUUGAAAUUUCGAACUUAAAUUUACAUCAUUUUAUGCAUGUGAAAUAAUUUGUAAGUAAUUGGAAGUAUAAGAGGAAUUAUGUACAAGUUGUUCUUAAUUUGUUAUAUAAUUCAAUCAAGGUGUUGAUGCUGUUCAAAUUUCAUAUGAUUAUACUAAAUUAAAGAUACCCAAGUUAUAUAAUAAAUUAGAUAUUAGUAACAAUUAAUUAAAUUUAAUUGUUUUACUUUAUUUAGAAUUUAGAAGAAUGA